AAAGUUUUAACUGAACUGGGGUGGCAAUGCAAAGGGAAACGAAAGAUGAAAACUCCACAGUUGAUAGAGUUAGGUUAAGCGAUGAAAACCCAACUGAAUGGAGCGACUGUCGGAACAACAAUCAUCAUGUGGUCCCUAUAGGCAUUCUUAUAGUGCUUGUCACAGUCUAUCUCAUGAUCGCAGGAGUGCGCAAUAAUUACAAUGGAUAUGUAAAACCAGGAGCUGUUGCUUUAAAGCUAAGCAAACCAAAUACCAACAUCAAUGAUAAAAAUGUACACGCUUAUCGAAAGGAGUUGGGUUUUGAAGAGCAGCCACUGUGCAGAAAAAUUGAGGUUUUUUCCAAGGAAUUGUUUACAUUGAAGAAAGCCAAUGAGUCCACAGGUCAACCCAUAAUGUCUAGCAAUCUACUUAUAAAACGACGCAAACAGAUGAAGUCCACUAAGUCCAAGUCGGACUCUGCAAGGAAAAGGGACAACUCCAAGAAAUCAAAUACAGCUGAGCCCAUUAUUUAUCUCUUUGCAUUGGUGUUCAUAUAUCUAUUGCUAAAAGCAGCAUCCGACAUAAAUCAACAUUACAAAACGCAGAACAAAGGAGAUAAACGACUGCGUCGCUGUUCCCUCCAAUCCUAUGCCCAGAAGGAGCAAAGACACAAUCAUCAAGAUCGACGUGCUUCAAAAGCCCACAAUGCAGAUUUGCCAUUGCACACUAGACACAACAUUUUUACAGAGGGCCGUUCCGUAUCGCUGGAUCGUUUUCGGCAAGAAAAGGUGCCCAAAGAGCUGCUGAGAAGCGUGCGCCACCAAACUUCAAUUGAUGACCAUGCCAGGACUUACCCAUUCAAGCCCAUCCAUCCAGCCGUAGGCAAGCAUUUCACUAGCGAUGCGCUUUUGGAGCCACGUAUGAGCCGCCGCUUAUCGGUUCCGAUCAGCAUAAACUAUCAGACUGUGCACGUCUCUCCGCUUGCGCAUCCCGAAAUGGCAAGACGCGGCUCAGUGGCAGACAUGGUGAUUCCAGGUCUGCCUCCGACAGUUCCGAGUGUCCUGCCAACACUGCAAACACCGGACAGCAAGCGUAGGGUCCGUAUGAUAAAUCGCCACUAAGCGAAAUCAUUUUUAAAAAACGAAUCAGAAAAAACUUUCAACGAAUUUAUAUGCAAUAUCUAGGAGUACUCAGACUCAUCCAAACGACUAUUACAGAUGUACCUAUUUGAUAAAUAUAUAUUAAAACUCAAAUUGCAGGUUCAAACUAGGUUUGAACCAUGGCUAAGGAGUAGCUAUGCUAAUCGACACAAAUUUGAAUCUUCCCCAACGACUGGAAUUUGAAAUCGAACACAAAUCAUAGAAUAUGAUCUUAAUGUUUUUGUUUUUUGCUUUUAAUUAAUAAGUGUAGUAUUAUUAAGGCAUUUUAAACACAAAAUAUAUUAUAACUACGCCCAUGCAAUUAUUAAGAUAUACAAUAUACACACAUUUAAUAAAUUGCACAGAUGAGCCGUAUUACCAAAACGUCUAUAUGCUAAUAAUCUACUUAACGGCAAGAUUUAAAACAAUCUUAAGCUAAAUUAUUGUAUUGUUUUGUUUUAGAAUGGAAUAUCGAGUAUCCAUGGAAAAAAAGAGUUGAUUUACAGUUCAAUAUGCAUAUGAUUUGAAUAAGUUGUCAAGUGUUCUCUUUAUGUGUAUUGCUUAGAUUUUAGGUUGAGAUGAAUUAAAAAAGAGUCUAUG
Drosophila virilis is the source of this 1718-nucleotide messenger RNA. RefSeq lists its product as uncharacterized. The record is from RefSeq and is a predicted model, not a curated record. NCBI's taxonomy places the organism in Eukaryota, Metazoa, Arthropoda, Insecta, Diptera, Drosophilidae.